AUGCUGUCCAAGACUUUUGGUCUAUUCAAGCAUAAAUCAUGUUCCGAAGUUUUCAUCUCAUCAAAAAGUAAUUUGAAUCAUGUCAUCAUCAUGGCAGGAGAGUGUAUGAAAAGUACUUGUAGGAAUAGAAAUUUUCAUCAAGAAAUUCAUCAAUCAAAACCAACGCCAACUAUUUCUGUGGACACCUCGAAAAUUCGACCAAAUAAUGAUUAUUCCGCAACAUCUUCAAAGGACACAAAGUCUCGUACUCAAACUCCGUAUCCCCUCAUUGAUUUACCUUUGCACAUAUCGGAACAAUACAAUCUUCCAGCAGAUAUUGCAAACGCAAUUUUAUACAAACUCAAUUCCUAUCAAAGAAAACAUGAUGUAAAGAUUAUACAUUGUGUUGAAACAGGGAGCAGAAGUUAUGGGUACAAUUGUGAUGCAACAUCGGAUUUUGAUAUUAGACUAAUUUUUGUGGGUAGGACUCUCGAUUAUUUAAAAUUGAGAAAUAAUUUUCCAGAAUUUCGAUCCAGUAAAAACGAACGAAUACCAGAGGCGUUGCAGCAUAUAUUCAGAUGCAAUUCGAAUUCUGUGAGGAGUAUAGAUAUUGUUGGAUGGGAACUUAGAAAGGCACUAGUCAUGACACGAAAAGCAAAUCCAUCAAUAAUAGAUGUGUUAGCAUCAAACAAGGUUCUUGCCGUUCAAACAUCCUUGCUUGAUAAAUGGAAGUCUAUUGCUGCUCAAGUGAUUCACAACCGACCUCACCCAUUCGCCUAUUCCAAGCUCUCAACCGCAAAAAAGAACUAUUUGACAUUGACUCAAGCAAAUGACAGCAAAAGUUUGGAUGUCAAGAAAACCCUCAUGAUCAUUCAUCUCAUAAUGAAUGUGAAUAUUCUAGAAUGGAUGUAUCUAAUCAAUUCCACUCAGACGAAUGUAGUUCAUCCACUCGACGAUUUAGCAGGAGUUAAUUUUCAUGACAUAUUUAGUAAAUUGAGGAGAUGGAGAACACUAGAAAUUGAAAAAGAAAUUGAAGAACUGGUAGCUUUGAGGCAACAAGCUCCUUCAACCCCUUUGUCUUCCAUGCUUUCUGGAAAGCGCAUUGAUUCAUGGAUUCAGUACGAAUUGGCACGUCUUGAAAUUGUUGCCAAUCAACUUCGAGAAUGCUUCACACACGAUGAGCAACCGAUUGUCAAUGCUCUUGACACUCUUUUCUUGGAAAUUUUAGCUGAAUCAGAACCAUCCCCUCAAUUGGGAACGUCAUUGAAAUAA
Molecule: messenger RNA, 1251 nt
Organism: Naegleria lovaniensis
Lineage: Eukaryota; Heterolobosea; Eutetramitea; Acrasida; Naegleriidae
Exons: 1
Coding region: 1-1251 (416 amino acids)
Source: RefSeq, a predicted model, not a curated record